UUUUCUUUUGCUAAUAAAAUUUUUCCAAUCUUCCAAUCACCAAAUUUUCAAAAUUAGCCAAACAUGCUCUCUUGACCAAACACUAUCUUACACGACAAAAAUCAAAACCACCCAAUUUUCCCGAGAAUCCAAAAAAGAAAAAGAAAAUGGAAGAAAAAUUGGAAUGGGAAAAAGAAAAGAUGUUGACAGAAAUUUGCUAAAACCAAACCCUCCCAACACCUGGAAUCUGCUGCUUUGUCUAUCUCCCCGAACCCUAAAAAGCUCAAUCCCAAACCCGCACUCACACUAACCCCACUCGCUCUCUCUCUCUCUCUCUCUAACAGUGAUAUCUGUCGCCCUCAAUUGCGACUUUCCACCACUCACACGCACAUUCUCUCUCUUUGUAAUAUAUACAUUUUUCUAGGGUUUUUGGUAAUGAAUCAAGUGGCGGGGCCUAAGGACGCUGAGGAGGAGCCCGCAGCUCAGUCCCUUGUUGAGGUUUCAAAGGGUUCCGAUAAGGCUGAGACUCUCAGUCCUGACGAAGUGGCUGUGGAGAAGCCCAACGAUCCAAUGGAGGAGGACUCCGUUAGUCCCGCAACCGUUUUUUGUAUCAGGCUCAAGCAGCCUAGGUCUAAUUUGAUGCACAAGAUGAGCGUCCCUGAGCUUUGUCGCAAUUUUAGUGCUGUUGCUUGGUGUGGGAAGCUGAAUGCUAUAGCUUGUGCAUCCGAAACUUGUGCAAGAAUUCCAAGUUCUAACGCAAAUCCACCGUUUUGGAUCCCCAUACAUAUUGUGAUUCCAGAACGACCAACUGAGUGUGAAGUGUUUAAUGUUAUAGCAGAUUCUCCUCGCGAUUCUGUUCAAUUUAUUGAAUGGUCCCCUACCUCUUGCCCUCGUGCCUUAUUAAUUGCGAAUUUCCAUGGACGGAUAACUAUUUGGACUCAGCCUUCUCAAGGGUCAGCUAAUUUAGUACGUGAUACUAACUGCUGGCAACGUGAACAUGAAUGGCGGCAGGAUAUUGCAGUUGUUACGAAGUGGUUAUCUGGGGUAUCUCCGUAUAGAUGGCUUUCCUCAAAAUCCAGCGCCACCUCAAACUCAAAGUCAACUUUUGAGGAAAAAUUCCUCUCACAGCAGUCUCAAAAUUCAGUUUUGGUUUUUGGUUCAGCUAGGUGGCCAAACUUCCUUUGUGUUUGUUCUGUUUUCUCAUCUGGAUCUGUUCAACUUCAUUGGUCCCAGUGGCCUCCUACUCAGAAUAGUUCUCCACCAAAGUGGUUUUGGACAAGUAAAGGACUUUUGGGUGCAGGGCCUAGUGGGAUCAUGGCUGCUGAUGCUAUCAUAACAGACAGUGGUGCCAUGCAUGUGGCUGGUGUUCCUAUUGUAAACCCAUCUACUGUUGUUGUUUGGGAGGUAACUCCUGGACCUGGAAAUGGGUUCCACACAACUCCCAAGACAAGCACAACCAGUGGAGUCCCACCGUCAAUAAACCCACCAGCUUGGGCAGGUUUUUCGCCUCUGGCUGCAUAUUUAUUUAGCUGGCAAGAGUACCUAAUAUCUGAAGCAAAGCAAGGGAGAAAGCAGGCGGAUCCAGGCGUGAGUGACACUGUACCACUUCAUUGCUCUCCAGUUUCAAAUUUUUCUGCAUAUGUAAGCCCGGAAGCUGCAGCUCAAUCUGCAACUACCACGACAUGGGGCUCUGGAGUUACUGCUGUUGCCUUUGACCCAACUUGUGGUGGUUCUGUGAUAGCUGUUGUCAUAGUUGAAGGACAAUACAUGUCUCCAUAUGAUCCAGAUGAGGGUCCUUCAAUUACAGGAUGGAGAGUGCAACGUUGGGAAUCAUCUCUUCAGCCCGUUGUUCUCCAUCAAAUAUUUGGAAAUCCAACUUCCAGUUUUGGUGGACAGGCUCCUAUGCAAACAGUUUGGGUUUCAAAAGUGGAUACAAGCAUUCAACCAACCAAUGAUUUUAAGAAUCAACAAGCUGCUGCAACAGGUCCAACCUCUGAUGGAAGGAAGAUAUCAGAAUCUAUUGUGGAGAAGGCAAAAAGAGUAGCUUUUGAUCCUUUUGAUUUGCCAAGUGAUGUUAGAACGCUUUCUCGAAUUGUAUAUUCUGCUCAUGGUGGUGAGAUUGCUGUUGCUUUUCUCCGGGGCGGGGUCCACAUUUUUUCUGGUCCAAACUUUGCACCUGUUGAUAACUACCAGAUAAAUGUUGGAUCUGCAAUUGCGGCUCCUGCAUUCUCAUCGACAAGCUGCUGUUCAGCUUCUGUUUGGCAUGACACCACCAAGGACCGUACCAUUUUAAAGAUUAUACGUGUUCUUCCUCCUGCUGUUCCAGUUAGUCAAUUGAAGGCCAACUCAUCAGCCUGGGAACGUGCAAUUGCAGAGAGAUUUUGGUGGAGUCUUUUAGUUGGAGUAGAUUGGUGGGAUGCUGUUGGCUGUACACAGAGUGCUGCAGAGGAUGGCAUUGUUUCAUUGAACAGUGUAAUUGCAGUUUUGGAUGCGGAUUUUCACUCUCUUCCUUCUACUCAGCAUAGGCAACAAUAUGGUCCUAGUCUAGACAGGAUAAAAUGCAGGCUGCUGGAAGGUACAACUGCUCAAGAAGUUAGGGCAAUGGUUCUAGAUAUGCAAGCAAGGUUAUUGCUGGAUAUGCUAGGGAAAGGAAUUGAGUCUGCUUUAAUAAAUCCUUCUGCCCUGGUACCAGAGCCAUGGCAUGAAUCUGGUGAAACAUUAUCUGUCAUUGAUCCUGAAGCAAUGGCUGUUGAACCAGCAUUAGUUCCGAGCAUUCAGGCUUAUGUUGAUGCGGUUCUUGAUCUAGCAUCACAUUUCAUUACACGCUUGCGGCGCUAUGCAAGUUUCUGUCGUACAUUGGCAAGUCAUGCUGUAACUGCUGGUACUGGCAAUAACCGCAAUAUGGUGGCUAGUCCUAACCAAAGUUCUGCAGCUCCCGCAACAAGUCAAGGAGGUCAAAGUGGAACCACAAGUUCUACCGGAAGCACCCAGAUGCAAGCUUGGGUUCAAGGUGCUAUUGCCAAGAUUAGUAGCACCACAGAUGGAGUCUCCAGUUCAACUCCUAACCCCAUUAGUGGACCAUCAUCCUUUAUGCCUAUUAGCAUUAACACAGGAACUUUUCCUGGAACACCAGCUGUUAGGCUGAUUGGGGAUUGCCAUUUCCUUCAUAGACUAUGUCAACUUCUGCUCUUCUGUUUUUUCUUUCGGAGAUCACAGGUGCCUCGUUUUGUUGGGGGUGCCCAGAGAAAUGCUGAUGCAAAUAUGCAAAAGCCUCAGUCCGUUCCUCCUGGGAAGGUGGAAGAAGUUGGUUCCGUUUCUGCAAAGCCAUCAUCAGCAAUUGCCAGACCAGAUGAAAAUCAGGUUGUGCGAACUGGUCAGGUCAUGCCUGGAGCAAAGGGAGCUGAAGAAGGACCUGCAGGAAGGUCAAGACUGGGUGCUGGUAAUGCUGGUCAAGGAUAUACUUUUGAGGAGGUCAAAGUCCUUUUUCUCAUACUUAUGGAUCUGUGUCGGCGGACAGCAGGCUUGACUCACCCAUUGCCAGUUUCUCAAGUGGGAAGCAGCAACAUCCAGGUGCGGCUGCAUUAUAUUGAUGGUAAUUAUACUGUACUUCCAGAGGUUGUUGAAGCAUCCCUUGGUCCUCAUAUGCAGAAUAUGCCACGGCCUAGAGGUGCAGAUGCUGCUGGUCUGUUGCUCCGAGAGUUGGAACUCCAUCCUCCUGCUGAAGAAUGGCAUCGACGAAAUAUGUUUGGUGGGCCUUGGUCUGAUCCCGAAGAUGUGGGUCCUGUGGAUGAUAAUCCAAAGCUGAGUAAUUCGGGAGACCCACUUGAUUUCAGUUCGGUGGAAAGUUGCGAUGUUUAUUAUGGAGCGCAGCGGUUGUGGCCCAGGAAACGCAGGUUGUCUGAAAGAGAUGCAGCUUUUGGCUUAAAUACUUCUGUGGGUCUUGGAGCAUAUCUUGGUAUAAUGGGAUCUCGAAGAGAUGUUGUUACUGCUGUUUGGAAGACGGGGCUUGAAGGGGUUUGGUACAAGUGCAUAAGAUGUUUGCGGCAGACUUCUGCAUUUGCUUCACCAGGUGCUACCAAUCCUCCUAGCCAGAAUGACCGGGAGGUUUGGUGGAUCAGCCGCUGGGCUUAUGGCUGUCCUAUGUGUGGUGGAACAUGGGUCCGAGUUGUGUAGAUUCUGAAUUAACUAUAACUUAUUAAGUGGGCACCUCCACUUCUCUCUCUAUUGCAGAAGGAAUUCCAGGAAGGCUGACUGGACAUGUACAUAAUGGGAUUUUGGUUAGAGCAAUCAAUUAUAGAAGACUAAGAUUCUUGAAAGGCUCAUUUUGAUCAUAUUGACUGUGAAGCUACAAGUGUCCAUUGUCAGAUUUCCUGUUGUUGAGGUUUGGGUUUUGUGAAGCCGAACAUUACAUGUUAGUUUAAGGAAUGGGGUUCAGCUGGCAUUGUUGAUGAAAAAGGGUCACAUUGAUUUUUGCUGGUAUUUGGAUCGGUUGCUCCAUAUCUGCUUAAUGAUGCUGGUGACAAUCUAUCGACGAAUACUGCAAUAUCUGCUUUGGUUCUUGUUGAUCCUUUCAUAUUGCAAAUGUUACAGAUGGCAACUCAUCUAGUCUGAAUCAUGGGUCCGUACUGUUGGACCGGUAUACAAUGGUCUGUCGUGCUGAUGUGGUAUAAAUGAUUUUCCUUGUUCCGCAAAACUUGUGUCCUGAUAUGUUUGUUGCUGAAGCAAAUAUAACGCAGGCUGUUCCAGACUGCAUCUCUGCUCUGCCAGAAGAUUUCUGUUUGCUGUUACGUUAUUAGGCAUGAUUUGAUGUUGUUUUUCUUCUGUAUAAAUUGUGUUUUUUGGCAGUGGACGGUGUAGAGGUAGAUGGUAGUUGAUAUAGGCCAUAGUUGCACAGAACAUAUAAUAUAGUUUCGUAACUAAGCGACCAGAAUGGGAAGUGAGUAAGUCUGUGUUAAGGAGUGUUGUAAUGGUUUAGAUGACAUGAUUGUAAGGCUUGACUCCUCAGUGGAUGCCUAGUGGUAGGAAUUAUCAUUUCUAGCUUAAAAAUGCUAAAUUAUUGUAAUACUUUGUUCGAAGCCGGUUUGAUGUGGAGUUUGAACAUUGAUCGGACGGCCAUUACACAUAAUCUCUCUCUUUUGCUUCGUUACCUGCUGGAAUUAUAUAAAUUUCAGCAUUCAACUUAUGGGAGUAAUUUUAGGCUA
Messenger RNA from Ziziphus jujuba (common jujube), 5180 nucleotides. Its product is annotated as mediator of RNA polymerase II transcription subunit 16. The transcript has 16 exons. The record is from RefSeq and is a predicted model, not a curated record. The coding region runs from base 415 to 4152 and encodes 1245 amino acids. Gene Ontology annotation, cellular component: mediator complex. Gene Ontology annotation, biological process: regulation of DNA-templated transcription. NCBI's taxonomy places the organism in Eukaryota, Viridiplantae, Streptophyta, Magnoliopsida, Rosales, Rhamnaceae.